CGCAGUUUUCCGAGACCUUCUGAAUGUAGGCACGCAGUAGUGAAGUUCAAAAUGAUCGCAAAUAGAAAUAUCGACACUCAGUAAAUUGAUCUGAUUUUAUUAAUUUAAGAGCAACGUUGAGCAAUUCCAAUUUACCAGACGAGCAAAUGGAGGCUGAACACGAGCUGCAACGUGCCGCUGACGUUACCCCGAAUGCUAAUGAGCGAAAAAUCCGCGACUCCGACACCGACUCAACGUCAACAUUCUCUGCCUCUGCUCCACCUGCCCCCAGGAUGGCUACAGUUGACAGCACGAAAGAAGAAAUCCAAACUAGAGACAAGAAGCGCACUGGACGAGAGAAGAAGGAGAAGAAAAACAAAAAAGCGGUCGAGGAUGUUCUGUGCGUUCCCGUUUCAAUCAACGAUGCCACCUGCCCGCUCUGCUUCGAGAUCAUAGCGGGGCCUGUGUACGAGGCGACUUGUUGCGGAAAAUUGGCCUGCGAGGGCUGCGCGAUCGAUUGCGUUUCAACGCGUAGAAGCAGCUGCUUCAAUUGCCGCCAGAGUGCACCAGAUGAUAACGUGAACAUCUUCGGUGGCGGUACCGGUAGUACUGGCAAAGAGGACGAGAAGUCUAGUGCUGAUUCGUGUUUUACCUUCCGCCAAAACGAGUUCGCGACCCGGAUGUUUCGGCAAGGGAAAGUAAAAUGCAAAAAAUGCAGGAAGAAGGUAACUCUGAUCGUUUCGUUACGUCUUAGAAAUGACGAUCAUCAAGAAACUAGGCGGCCUUUAAUUCAGGAGCGACUGAUCAUGUUUUUUAUCUUUUGGCGGCGAAAAAUGAAAAUCGUUGGCCAAAAAUUCAAAUUUGUCAUGGUGAAGGUACCUCUGAAAGACUUCCAGCAGCACUCAAAACCGAAAGAACACUACUGGUACUGGGACGGGCUUCAUCGGAAAAAUUACGUCUGCCCGCACGCAAACUUGCAGUGCCCCUACAACUGUGGAUUUACCGGUGAGCUUGACGACCUGAAGAUGCAUAUUGCGAAGGAUUGCCCAAUGGUAGUUAUAAUGCUUGAGCGCGAUCGCUUUCGCUGAUGAUCUUCCAUCGUGCUGGCUUUCGUCAGUACUCAUAGCGAGAAAUAUGGAGAUACACGAUGCAAAAACUGGGCAGAUGUACUAGGUGUAGGAGCGCAGUCUCGACAUUAAGUACCAUUUUGACCAUGCAUGAUGUUUGUUGACUUUGAAAACAUACUAUACAUCAACAGGGCUUUCGUACUCACGACAAGAAGGCUUUAGAAAUGUGUGGUGGCGGAGCAGGCCUUGCGCGUUCUGUUAAGAUUAUCUGCAAUUUGCUUACCGUCGGGCCCGGGAUGAGUCCUAUCGAUCCGCUCGAUUUCCUUCUGGCUCUGAAUCACGCCGGCGUCCGAUUGACUAGCAGUAUUUUUUCCAAGUUGGUUUUGCGGCCGCCGGAUAAAAGCUGUAUUUAUUACCAGAGGUAUGGGGAGCAUUACCAGAGCGCGUACGUGGACCUCGAGCAAGAGCAUCGGCUGAGUGGAACAACCGCAGACCCGCAGAGCACGCCGGUCCUGGUUGGUUCUUCGUCCUGGAUGGCGGACAAGUGCCCGGAAAUGUUCCAGCUGCGUUCCUACCUUGCAGAGGAAAAGUACUCGGCGGGCAUUCUUGCCUUGCGUGACGGAGGAGACACGCACGCCCCACCACGUCGGCGCGACAUGUAUCGUUCUGUGUUGCAAUCGCUCGUCGUUGACUCGUACAACCUGAGCGACCCCGAUGAUCGGCCAGACCCAUCGACGCUCCAGCCCGUCAAACAAACCAUACGCCUCCCCAUCCCGCCUAAUAAACCUUCCACGCCGGCUGGGAACAACUCUGAAUAUAAUGAGCAUCAAUUUCAAUCCCUGAACGUCAACAACGUCGUCUUCAAAGAGAUCCAGACUUGGCAGAUAGUGUCGCUGCCGCGAAAUGUAGAAGUUAAUCCGUCUGGUGGAGGUGCUGCAACUGGAACUGCCACUGCGACUGCGUCUCGUCCCAUGUCUCCUUCUUUGCUGCAACUGCCAGAGGCCGACGACCCGGCUGAGGACCAGGCGCGCAUCUCGUCCGACGCCACAUCACAAGCGACAUUCACUUCAGCAGAUCAACAUCAUGAAGGCUACUACACACCUUCUGCUCCGCGAUCGCGUAGCCGAAGCCCACGUCGCGAUCGCGCAGCCGAAGCCCGCGCAGCCGAAGAACAAGGAGCCGGCUGCUAG
Amoebophrya sp. A120 is the source of this 2236-nucleotide messenger RNA. The record is from the annotation of a GenBank genome assembly. Lineage: Eukaryota; Dinophyceae; Syndiniales; Amoebophryaceae.